UCCUCAGGUUUAACUUGUUUGAUUUCCGCUAACUCCAUUAAAAAAGGUUUGAGUUGGGAACUAGGCAGACUUGUAGUUAUGUUACCAUUAAAUAAAAUAAAAAUGAAUAGCAAUUAUUUAGUUUCCUUAGUGAAAAAAAGAGAUCGGGUUGGUCGCGGACCGGGUUUUGAAGGAGGACAAACCCGAGUUACGCUGCGGUUUCCUAAACGAGGGGGAGGAUUUCGACCUAAGAAAGUUUAUCAAAUAAUUAAUUUAUCCGAAUUAGAAAAAGACGAGCGAGUGGCUAACGGACAAAUAAUAGACUUUACGCGGGAAAAAUCUCCCGUAAAAAUAUUAGGGGGAGGGAAUUUUACUAAAAAAUUACUUAUCAAAGCCGCAAUUUUUUCCCGUUCGGCCCAAGAAAAAAUUACCCAAACCGGAGGGAAAUUUGAGGCAAUAAAAAAUCUGGGAACAUGUUUGAAGAACAUUAAAUUAAAGAAGGGUGCUAUUCGUCAGGCUGCAGAAAAUUCAGAAUCAGAUGAAUUAACGCUUUCUUUCUCCAAAGUAAAAGAAUUUUUUAGUAUAUCAUUUAGCAGAAGACAAAUUUUUUUUCCAGAAAGGAAAACGUAUCCGGAAAUUUUCUCCAAACCUGAAGGCAAAUACGAAGGAUUUACAUUAGAAAAAGAGGCUAAACAGCAAGCCCUUACUGAAAUAGAUAAUCAGUUAACGGAGAAUUGUGUGGUCCCAAAAAUUAGUAUCUGUUAA
Molecule: messenger RNA, 744 nt
Organism: Racocetra persica
Lineage: Eukaryota; Fungi; Glomeromycota; Glomeromycetes; Diversisporales; Gigasporaceae
Source: the annotation of a GenBank genome assembly